AUGACACUAGCACCUAGCCAUGCAUAUACCGUUGCUCUGGUUACAAUACUUUGCACCUUGCUUUGCCUAGCUUUGUUUCUCUACCGAGUCAAAGCAACUUCGCUCAAGAAAACCGAGCUGCACCGACUGCCGCCAGGGCCGGCAGGGUUGCCUGUUCUUGGCAGCAUGCACUGUCUGGUUUUGAAAAGGCCGGUGUUUCGAUGGAUUCAUCGCCUUCUCAAGGAUAUGAACACCAGUGUCCUCUGCCUCCGCUUUGGAGCUGUGCAUGUUGUAGUAGUUGCCUGCCCAGAGAUUGCCCGUGAGGUUGUUAGAAAGAAUGAUGCAGUUUUCGCAUCUCGCCCCCUGACAUUCGCCUCUGCGCUGUUCAGCUUUGGGUACAAGGGCUCAAUCCUGUCGCCGUCCGGGGAGCAGUGGAAGAAGAUGAGGCGGGUUCUCACCUCUGAGAUCCUAUCGGCAUCAAUGGAGAAGCGACUGCAGCGCCUGCGAGCGGAAGAGGCUGACCACCUCAUCAGGUUCGUGUACAACCAAUGCAGUACAUCAGCUAAUAGAACUAACAGCGGCAUCAUUGAUGUACGCCAUGUAGUCCGGCAUUUCAAUGGUAACAUGGUACGGAGGCUCGUGUUGGGCACGAGACACUUCUUUGCUGCUGCUGUUGGUGCUGGCAACGAUGGCAGCAGGUGCCCCGGUCCUGAGGAGGUGGCGCAUGUUGACACGCUCUUCACACUGCUCAACUACUUGUACAGCUUCUCUGUAUCAGAUUACAUCCCAGCAGCUGCUGCUGUGUGGGUUACUGCCGUCGACCCGGACGGUCAUAAGAAGGUUGCCAAGAGCGUAAUGAAGACUCUAAACAGAUUGCAUGAUCCCAUCAUAAAAGAGAGGAUCCAUGAGUGGCAUAUUCUUCGCAAACGCGGGGACAAGAGAGAGGCCAGAGAUUUUCUUGAUGCCCUAGUUUCUCUUGAUGACUCACAAGGGCGACCUCUUUUAUCAUUUGAUGAAAUAAGAGCACAGACAGCGGAGAUCAUGUUUGCAAUUAUUGACAAUCCAUCAAACGCGGUUGAGUGGGCAUUCGCGGAGAUGAUGAAUAAACCAGAGGUGAUGCACAAAGCAAUACAAGAACUCAACAGUGUGGUUGGCAAGGGCAGGCUCGUCCAAGAAUCUGACAUCCCUCACCUCAACUAUCUCAAAGCAUGCAUACGGGAGGCCUUCCGUUUGCACCCCUACCAUCCUUUUGUCCCUCCCCACGUUGCCAUGGAAGAUGCUGUUAUUUCUGGCUACCUCAUUCCCAAGGGCAGCCAUGUCCUUCUAAGCCGGGUGGGGCUUGGCCGGAACUCUGAUGUUUGGGAUACUCCUCUCCAGUUCUGGCCCGAGCGACAUCUCAUGAUGGACAACAAGUUAGAGCAUGCCAAUGUGGUCCUCACCGAGCCGAACCUUAGUUUCAUCUCGUUUAGCGCAGGUAGGAGGGGAUGCCCAGGAGUGUCACUUGGCACCUCCGUUACAAUGAUGCUAUUUGCAAGGCUUCUGCAAGGGUUUACAUGGACAAAGCCUCCUGGUGUUCAUGCAAUCGAGCUCAAGGAAUGUACUGCAAGUCUCGCACUAGCUGAACCACUCUUCUUACAAGCUCUUCCUCGUUUGCCGUUGCAUCUUUAUGCAUCAGAAUAG
This is a messenger RNA of Sorghum bicolor (sorghum), 1659 nucleotides long. RefSeq names its product tyrosine N-monooxygenase-like. Gene Ontology annotation, molecular function: iron ion binding; monooxygenase activity; heme binding. The coding region runs from base 1 to 1659 and encodes 552 amino acids. The transcript has 2 exons. The record is from RefSeq and is a predicted model, not a curated record. Lineage: Eukaryota; Viridiplantae; Streptophyta; Magnoliopsida; Poales; Poaceae.